AUGACAGCUAGUUGUGGCGUUCUGGGCUCCGCGACCUUCCUUGUCGCCGUGAGCGGCUUGCUUGACCCGCCGCUGGUUCCGCCAAUCGGACUCUCGCCCUUUCACCCGAGUGCCCCCGCUCCGCCACCGAGCUUGUUUCGGAGCGACAAGCGUCGGGGGUCUUUUUGUGGGGGACCAUUGGCGUCGACGGCGCGCAUGCGCAAGAGAUGUCUCCAAGCGGGAAACGAAAGCCCGGGGACAGGUGACGAAGGGGUGAACGCGGCGGCGGCGGGGCGCAGGCACGGGAGCGGCCACGGCAUGUUCGACGCCGACGCGUGGAAAAACAUGCCUUCUUCCCCUCCACUAGUGACGGCGCCACCGACCAGCCUAAACCCCUCCGCUGUACAGCUGAGCGCUAACGGCGCCCUAGAUGAUGAAGGAGGAGUGGAAGGGCGGGAAGAACCCAUCAGCGUGUACGUGGAUAAGCUGCCGACCUUCGUGUUUUUCGUCAGGGACAAUGGGCGGCAUAGGCGGGAGGAAGUUACCGGUGGGCGCGACGCCCGAACCUGCGCAACUAAGCUACGCGAAAGGUUAGCAUCUAUAUCGUCGCCGGGAAGCACCUGGACUAAUUCGGGUUCUCUUGACGACAACGACUCGCCUCUACGGCCAUCUGGAGCGGGAGAAGGAGGAGUAGGUGGCGGUGUUGCUAGAACUCGCAGCGAUGGUGCCGCUGUAGUUGGGGGGGCUGCAGAAGGUCCGAAUCGUCUUGACAAUGAGACCGACACGGGCAUGGGACGCGGUAACGGUGGCAUGGGCGCAAUUGUAGACGGUACAGGCAGCCCCACCAACAUCGUGGAGAUUUCCGACAAGCGCGAAUUGCUUCGAGUUCUUGGCGCACGGGGGGAAGGGCAGGGCCCAGUGGUGGUCAUGUACCACGCCCCUUGGUGCCGCAAGUGCGCCUACCUCGCCCCCGUGUUCCGCCGCCUCGCUGCUGCUCAGGCAACCUCUGUUGGCGUUACGAAAGCCGGCGGUAGUAGCAGCGAUAGGGGUUCAUCAGGAGGGCCGUUGUUCUGUCGUGUGGAUGUUUCCGACCCGUCGUGGGGGAGGAGACGUGCUGUGCGUGGUUCUAGCGUAGCUCCGGCUACGGUCGCUUCCGAAGGCACAGCAGCAGCAGCAGCAGCAGCGGCGGCGGCGGCAGCGGCGGCGGCAGCCACAGCAGUAGUACGACGAGCACGAAACAAGGCAUCCAUCGCGGCUGGAGCAUCGUCACAAGCGCGAGGACUUGGAGUCGGCGACCGUGCCGCCGGAUUGAUGGCAGCUGAUGCCACUGCCACCCCCGCUAAUGCGGAGGGUAAAAUUGCCGAGACGGAGCUGCUACACGCCGGUUCACAGGCCGUGGAGAACUGCGACGUCUGCGGCGGGUCCGGCUUCGUGCCGUGCGGGGAGUGCGGGGGGCUUGGGGCGGUGUCCCGAGCGAGCCCUGACGGGAAGCACACAAUGGCGGUCACGUGCUCCUCGUGCGUCGGCUACAAGCGGUUGCGCUGCCCGUCGUGCGGCGGGAAAUGUUACAUGUGUGAUUAAAAGUCCCAGACUCAACAGCAAUGCAAGCAACCAGGACAAGAGAGGAAACGUUAAGCGUAUACCUGUGUCGUUAGAAGUCUUCCAAGUGGGUAUCGCACCGGCAAUCGCUGCUGUGUUUGUGGUAGGUGCGGAGUCGCUGAUUUCUUGUAUGGAGGCGCGCUUUCAGAUAGCUGACUUCCUAGAAAUAGAGUAGAGCUCGUAACCCUUGAAUUACGGUGCCGGUGUGCCUGAAGCUAGUGGAAAUGUCUUGAUCAUGACAGUUGGGGGUUUCCCAACCUCAACUUUCAGAGACUCAGAGAUCUCGCUGACGGUCUUGCUGGUGCGGCAGUGGUGGUCCCUGCAGAAUGCCGUUUGCCCUGUCCAUGGCCGGUGACAUCGUGUGGCGCAGAUGGCAUGAUCUUGAACGGUUUCACACAGUCCCCUGAAUAGUGCUGGGUGCCCCGGUAUAGGGUCAGCCUAUUCCCUUGACACCAUGCGGCCGUACACAUGGACCACUACUGCCGCGUUGGAAAUUGUGUGUGUACGGAGGUACCGCCGCAUGGCCUUCCACCGCUCCUUCGUGGGUUGUGGGUGCGCUAUUACUCAACCCUUUCGGUGACAUGUGGUCGAUGUAAGCCGAUUGCUCUUCCUUUUCUAAUUCGAACGUGAAAUGCAUGGCUGGCUGUAGUGUACCCUUCCGAUGUUAUGUUGUUGUUGAAGCGUUUUCUACG
This is a messenger RNA of Ectocarpus sp. CCAP 1310/34, 2270 nucleotides long. Lineage: Eukaryota; Phaeophyceae; Ectocarpales; Ectocarpaceae. The record is from the annotation of a GenBank genome assembly.